AUCAAAAGGCAGUGAUUAUAGAAGAGGCCAUGAUGAGCCACCCUUCUCCGAUGAUGUUUGUUUUCUCAUAUUAGAAUAUUUGGAUUGGAGAGAAAUUAUCAAAACUUGCUCUUUGAUAUCUUUGCAGUUUUAUACGAUUUGUGGAAGAAUGAAAUAUCGAGUUUCUCUGCCUAGAUUUAAACUCACAAGUGAUGAGGUAAUUAAUAUGGGAACGUGUAGAACAAUUCAAAAUGCUACAUUUUUGGACAUUUCUGGUAACAGUGGUGCCAAUGAUGAAGCAAUUUCAAAAAUCAAAUUGGAAGAAUUGAAAAUAUUGAAUUUAUCAUUCAAUCCUAUUCAAAAUCCAGGAAUUAUAUUUGAAAAAUUCAAAAACUUGGUUGAUUUGGAUAUGAGAGGAAUAGCACUCGAUAGGGAAUGUGUCGAAAUUAUUUCAAAAUGUGAUGAGUUAAAACUCUCUACAUUUAGCUUUCAAAAAUGUGAUAAUGUUGAUGAUAUUAAUCUUUUGUCAAGCAAGGCAAUGAAAAAUAUUACGAGUAUCUAUUGUGGACCCAUUUCAAACGAAGCAAUAACUGCCAUGUGUCAAAAUAUGCGUCUAAAAAAGCUCAAAAUAUAUGGAAUCACCAAUGCUUCCAUUCAAAUAAUUUCAGAAUCAGAAAAUAUGUCACUUCUUGAAACUUUAGUUUUAUUGAAUAAUAGGAUCGAUGGAACAGGACUCCUUUCUAUUGCAAACAGCAAAUUUUUGAACAAUUUAACUGAACUGAAUAUAGCUGCAUGUAAUCCAGUGUUGGAUCCUUUCAAAGAAUUAAUGAAAAGUGAAAAUCUGAAAAAAUUGAAAACUCUGCAGAUCAAUAACACCCUUCUCACAAAUGAACAUGUUAAAGCCAUUGCACAAAAUUUGAGUGAAUUAACAUGCUUGGAGGUGCAUGGCUCAAAGAUUAGACAGAAUGAUAUUAAGACCAUUUCACAAAGUCCUGCAAUGAGAAAUCUUACUGAAUUACGUGUUACCUCUAAUAAUAUUGGUGAUGAAGGACUGAUAUCACUAGCCAAUAGCGAUAAUAUAACUGAACUUAGAAGCUUACUAUGUUUUGGAAGCAUAAUAACCACCGAUGCAAUUGCUACCAUGUGCCUUAGUACUAAUUUUGCCAACUUGACAGAUAUUAGCCUUUCAGAAGUUUCUAAUGAUGGAGUACGAUGUCUCACCCAAUCCAAACAUAUUACCAAGCUAGAGAAGUUAUAUCUAUGCAAAGGAUCAAUUGAUGUAAAUGGUUGUGAAAUGUUAUCCAUGUGUGAAAAUUUGGUUAAUUUAAAGUUCUUACUCAUUGGAAGUAAUCCUCUUGGAGAUGAAGGUGUUUAUGCACUUGUUAAUAGCCCAUAUAUUACCAAACUCCUUGACUUGGACCUAUUCUCUGUUGGUUUGACAGAUGAAGGUGUUAAAUCAAUUGUUCAAAGCAAUAAUCUAAUCCAUCUCGAAAAGUUAUUUCUUGCAUCCAACAAUAUAACUGAUAUUGGUGCUGAGCUACUUGCUGUAGCCUCAAACUUGAAAAAAUUGAAAGGACUACAUUUCACAAACAAUCCAAUUACACAAGUAGGAAAGGAUGCCCUCACUAAUAGUAUUUCUCUCAAGAGGUGCAAUAUUAAAGUUCAGUAAACAACAAGAUAAC
Naegleria gruberi is the source of this 1661-nucleotide messenger RNA. Its product is annotated as leucine rich repeat family protein. The record is from RefSeq and is a predicted model, not a curated record. The transcript has a single exon. Gene Ontology annotation, biological process: SCF-dependent proteasomal ubiquitin-dependent protein catabolic process. Bases 149 to 1648 code for a protein of 499 amino acids. Gene Ontology annotation, molecular function: protein binding. Gene Ontology annotation, cellular component: SCF ubiquitin ligase complex. Lineage: Eukaryota; Heterolobosea; Eutetramitea; Acrasida; Naegleriidae.